GUUAAAUUUGGUUAAUGAUGCAUCAAAAUGAUCCUGGUUAAAACUGUCUAAUUAGCUGUCACUUAUAUUUCGGGUCUUUUUAGCUUAGUCUUUUCGUUAAUCAUACUGAAGCAUUUACUGGUUCAGGUUCCUGUCUGUUGUCAUGUCUCCCUUUGACCUCUGGUCAUAAGAGAAGGGAUGACAGCUGAAGCCAGGGCAAGUAAGGCCAGAUUUGGAGAGUCGGGGUGUGUGUGUGUGUGUGUGUGUGUUACACUCCCUGCUGGUGAUGAGUGCUCUCUAGUGACUCCUUCAACAAGGUGUAAACUUACAUUCUUGAAUUCCAAAUGGCUUCACACUCCCUACCUAAAUAACACUACAUAGGCAGUGAAAUAGUGGCUUCUGCACCCUAUAUAGUGAGUGAACUGUGUGUCUAACACAGGGUCAUUUGGAAUUCAGCCAUACUGUGACGUUAGGUGUUGAGUGUAGGACAUAAAUACACACUACACAUCUCAACCAUUUUGUCAACAGCAGUCAGUUAAAGGAGUAGCCUAGAAAGUACUGAAAUACGUUUCUGAAGAUUUCCUGGACUGGUGGCCUUGAAUAUCACAGAAACUCUAUUAUAAAGUGCAGAGAGGAUGGAGGACCACCUGAUUGAAAAUGAGACCUCCUUUUACUUGAAGGCGGAGCAGUACUGGAAGGACAUCCCGCCCACUGUGGACGGAAUGCUUGGAGGUUAUGGUAGCAUUUCCAGCAUCGACAUCAACGGUUCCAAAAAGUUCCUGCAGAAAUUCCUUGGGGAGGGCAAAGGUAAGACGAGACCAGGCUGUGCCCUGGACUGUGGCGCAGGAAUCGGCCGCAUCACCAAGCGUCUUCUCUUGCCACUCUUCCGUACCGUGGACUUGGUAGACGUGACGCAAGAGUUCCUGGACAAAGCACGCUCUUACCUGGGUGAGGAGGGCAAGAGAGUGGAGAACUACUUCUGCUGCGGUCUGCAGGAUUUCCAGCCUCAGCCGGAUCAUUACGACGUCAUCUGGAUCCAGUGGGUCAUUGGUCACCUGACUGAUGAUCAUCUAGUGGAGUUCCUCAGGCGAUGCCGCAGUGCCCUGCGUCCUGAUGGCUUGAUCGUGAUAAAGGAUAACGUGGCAUACGAGGGCGUCGUGCCUGAUGAGGUGGACAGCAGUGUGUGCAGAGACCUGCCCUUAUUGCGCCGCAUAGUGGCCAGAGCUGGACUCAGCAUCAUCUGUGAGGAACAGCAGCAGAACUUCCCUGAGGAGAUCUACCAGGUCCACAUACUAGCUCUUAGAUAGGAGAUGCCUACAUACGUACAUAAGGCAACGUUUUAUGAGCAAGAAACUGUAUAAAUCAUAUUAACUCCACACACGGUUGUUUUUUCCUGCCAUUGUUAAUGAGGCACCAGGUUGGAACAUUGCAAAAAGAUCACUAUUUGCCUGUAUUAAGGGUCUGCGGUUUUAAGGAAGGCAGUUUUCAAGGUCUGAUUUGCACCCAGACCCCUGGACUAUCGCUAUCAGGGAGCACAGAUUUCAUAUGAUAGUAUAAUAGUUAGCCAUUUUACACUUUUAAGAUAUCUAAAUGUCCUCUCGUCUGUAGUUAAUCACCGGAUGUUUUUGGAGGACAGAAUAUGUGUAAACAAAACAUGUUUGUGCUUUCAGGGGAAUAAGAUUUGAUAUUUGAGCCAACCUGAAUUUUGACCCAAACUGUUUGUGUGAGAUUAAUGUGUCUAGUUUGUGCUUAAGUUAUUAAGAGACAUAUUCAUGUGUGCAUGUAUUGUUUGUUAUGGGUGACUGUGGACUUAAAUAUAUAAAUAGCUUUAUAUAAAAUAUUGUUGUACUGUGUAUUUUAUGCUCCUAAGCCCCGCAAAAGUAGUAUGGUUAAAAAAAAAAUUCUUGCUGGCCAGACUUUGAACAUUCACUACACCGUUAAUUAUCAUGACUAAGAAAGAGGCAGUUUGACUGGCGUGGCUGAUGACCAGCCACAGACCUUUUCUUGUAGCCAAACAGCAGAUUAUCUCAUUUACUCAUAACCGACUGCCCAAACAAAACUCUUUAAGAACUUUUAGACUGAAUUUGGGAAAGCUCAGUGUCGCUGUGUUCAGGUUUGUUUGCCCAUUGAAAACUGCUACAUGAUAGUGUGUAAACUCAGUAAAUCAGACUGCAGCAUUUUAAUGAUUCUGAAUCGUGUGGCCAGAAAAGUGUAAUAAAGAUCUCAAAUGUUGUGUUGCAUGGCCAUGGCACAUGGUGUGCUAUGUAGAAUAGUAAAAAAAAAAAUAAUAAUAAAAUGACAAAAUUUUCUCUAUUAUGGUAGAUGUUUUCCAUCCAAGAUUU
This is a messenger RNA of Pangasianodon hypophthalmus (striped catfish), 2321 nucleotides long. It is a transcript of the gene ntmt1, whose product is annotated as N-terminal Xaa-Pro-Lys N-methyltransferase 1. Gene Ontology annotation, molecular function: N-terminal protein N-methyltransferase activity. The transcript has 4 exons. Gene Ontology annotation, cellular component: cytoplasm. The coding region runs from base 615 to 1286 and encodes 223 amino acids. Lineage: Eukaryota; Metazoa; Chordata; Actinopteri; Siluriformes; Pangasiidae. Gene Ontology annotation, biological process: N-terminal protein amino acid methylation. The record is from RefSeq and is a predicted model, not a curated record.